AUGAAGCAGAAGACGCUCGAAUGGGCUGGCCAUCCCGCCAACUGGUGUACAACCUGCAUGGGCGAGUUGCCAGAAACACACGAGGACCUGCCUUUCGGCUUCCUCACCCUCCCUUCCGAACCUGCGAUGAAUGCCGCUGGCCGGACUUCAGACCACCCCUUCAAAGACCUCCGCUCAGCCCGUCGCGUACGCCAACGAUCGAAGAAGUACCCCGAGCGCAUCUACAGCGGUAACAAGCGUCGUCGCAAUGACCGAUACCGUCUCGCACGAGAGAACCAGCUUCGGCACGAGUACAAGCAGGCAGACAUUCGAGAAUGGGAGAACGACUGCUACGACAGAUGGGCGCAUGAAGUAGACAUGGAGCAUAUGGAUGACAUAGAGGCAUACGAACUCUUCGGCAAGAACGCCCAUCUCUUCGAAGGGACAGCCUCCGGAGACAUCACAGCGGGCGAGGACUUUGGCACCUGGGCCCGGCGUCGCAUCGCAGAGAUGCAGCGCGUCAAAGAACACCGUAUACACACCUACGGCGAACCCACGAGCCCCGCGCCGCUGGCCAUCCUCCCACACACCAUGCGCGACACCAGGCGACCCGGUCGUGUCAGCGCCACCAUACCCACCGCGGCGUUUGCCAAACCCCACGAAACAACCCUCCCCACCACCCUCUCCGAGAUCCGCGCCCACGCCACACUAGCCUCCGCAACGAACCCGCUCUACCCGUGA
Molecule: messenger RNA, 720 nt
Organism: Alternaria hordeiaustralica
Lineage: Eukaryota; Fungi; Ascomycota; Dothideomycetes; Pleosporales; Pleosporaceae
Exons: 2
Coding region: 1-720 (239 amino acids)
Source: RefSeq, a predicted model, not a curated record